Molecule: messenger RNA, 581 nt
Organism: Drosophila kikkawai
Lineage: Eukaryota; Metazoa; Arthropoda; Insecta; Diptera; Drosophilidae
Source: RefSeq, a predicted model, not a curated record
ACAGACACAAGGUGACAGAAUUUUAGUAAAUUUACGAAAAUUCAUUGUGUAAAAGCGAGAAAAUCCAAAUUAUAAGCAUGGAAGUCUUUAGUGUACCGGAGGUGGACAUGGUAAUGGUGUCCAAGAACUCGCAGAAUGAGCGGAAUGAGAUGCUGAAGUUCGUGCCCCAAAUUGGACUCAACAACAUCAACUACGGGGAUAUGUACAGGCUGGACUCGUUCUACUUGGACUGCCAGAACUACAGGGAUCAUUACCGCGACCCCUACAACAAGCUGCUCCGCCCCAAGAGGUUCAGCACCCAAAGCGUCAGGUGCGGCAUCAAGCUGGACCCACAACUGGAGCUGCUGAAGAAGCGAACGCCCUCGCACGUGGACCCCAUCCCGGUGGUGUAUCCGGUGGAGUACAGCCGCAGGAUGGACUUCGACAGGGGCUUCCAGAUGUCGGGGCGUCAUGCCAGGGCCAGUGCCUUCGGAUUCCCAGCGCCAUGUGUCCGUGUCUUAGGGCGUUAACAGAAUAUACUAUACAAUCUCUCGAUCUAAAUUGUCAGUUUGGAAAAUAAACCAAGUUUGGCGUCUGGCAAA